AUGGCAAGGCCAUUAUUCCAUUCCAUUCUCUCAUGCUUCUGUUCUCAUAGUAAGACCAAGAAAUCACAAGAAUCAAAAGAUGAACAAAACUCUCCUAAUAAUAAUUCAUCAUCUCCACAGUUUUCUAGUGAGAAAAAACUUUUCUCUAAGCUGAACAGUAAUAUUAGCAGCAAAGCUGUUUUAAUAGUAAAAAUGGUGUCCUGGAAGAAAAAUAAUAAUAGUAUGCAGAAGCAUGAAGAUGACUGUUAUGAUGUUGUUGUUGUUGACGAUGAAGAAGGUGUUUGGAGAAAAGCCAUCAUCAUGGGAGAACGGUGCCGUCCGUUUGAUUUUUCCGGGAAGAUUGAGUAUGACUGUGAAGGGAAUCGUCUUGAUAAUGAUCGUGAUCACAGUGGUAAAAUUGAUCCUCUGAAAAUUUGA
This is a messenger RNA of Mercurialis annua (annual mercury), 417 nucleotides long. RefSeq lists its product as uncharacterized. Bases 1 to 417 code for a protein of 138 amino acids. Lineage: Eukaryota; Viridiplantae; Streptophyta; Magnoliopsida; Malpighiales; Euphorbiaceae. The transcript has a single exon. The record is from RefSeq and is a predicted model, not a curated record.